AUGGAGGUGAAUACUACACAAUUAGGACGCAACUUCAUAGACUUGCGCAUCUUUGCAGAGAAACUUCUGUCGUCCGCAAACCGGUCUCAACAAUUUCCGGACAAUGAGACGGACCGCGUCUCCCAAGAGGAUUUGGACGUGAACACAGACAUCUACUCCAAAGUUUUGGUCAGUGUGAUUUAUUUGCUGUUGUUUGUUGUCGGCUGUUUGGGGAACUCGAUUACCUUGUAUACACUUGUCACGAAGAAAUCUCUUCAGAACCUCCAGUGUACGGUGCAUUAUCACCUGGCGAGUCUCGCCAUAUCCGACCUUCUCAUCCUGAUCCUCUGCAUGCCCAUUGAGUUGUACAACUUCAUCUGGGUGCAUCAUCCGUGGGCUUUUGGGGAGGCUGUUUGCAAAGGUUACUACUUUCUGCGGGACGGCUGCUCCUAUGCGACGGCGUUCAACAUCGCCAGUCUGAGCGUGGAGCGCUUCAUGGCCAUCUGUCACCCGUUCAAGGCGAAGAGCAUCAUGUCGCGGAGCCGCACCAAGAAACUCAUCAGCGCCAUGUGGCUAGCGUCUUUUUUGCUGUCCACCCCGAUGCUAUUCACUAUGGGACAGCGUCUCGUGGACAGUGAGUUCAUAUGCACCACCAUCGUGUCCUCGAUAAGUGCCAAAACCGUCCUACAGGUCAAUGCCUUCCUGUCCUUUGUGGUUCCCAUGGCUUUGAUCUCAGCAUUAAAUGGAGUCAUAGCCAGCCAGCUGCUGCGCAGCCUGCGCAUGUUUCAGGAGACGGUUGCUGUUGAGCCCAACCGUGCCCAAUCACUGCGCCAUGGAGUCAUGGUGCUACGUGCUGUGGUCAUUGCAUUUGUGGUGUGCUGGUUGCCGUACCAUGCCCGAAGACUGAUGUUCUGUUACGUCACUGAAUGGACACCUGGUCUCUUCGAUUUCUACCACUACUUCUACAUGGUCACCAACGUGCUCUUCUAUGUCAGCUCGGCCAUAAACCCCAUCCUUUACAAUCUUGUCUCUGCCAACUACCGGCAAAUUUUUUUUGCCACGCUUCGCUACUUCUUCCUGCCAUGCCGCCAUAAAAAACAGAAACGUGUUCUCACAAGACACUCAAUCAGCAUCUGCAGCAACCAGACCUUCUCCACCAACAUCAUCAAGGAGACCAUUUACUGACAGCUGCCAAUAUCCAGCCAUUUAUUUCCUCCAUUUCAUUCAGCAAAGCCAAGGAGAGACCACCAAA
Molecule: messenger RNA, 1231 nt
Organism: Myxocyprinus asiaticus (Chinese sucker)
Lineage: Eukaryota; Metazoa; Chordata; Actinopteri; Cypriniformes; Catostomidae
Product: neurotensin receptor type 1-like
Exons: 4
Coding region: 1-1164 (387 amino acids)
Biological process (GO): neuropeptide signaling pathway
Cellular component (GO): plasma membrane
Molecular function (GO): G protein-coupled neurotensin receptor activity
Source: RefSeq, a predicted model, not a curated record